AUGACUCUAGAACUGCCCACCGAGACGACGCACCUUUCCGACUCGCUCUUGGCUGAAUUUGCCAGACAUACCACUAUCGACAUCGACAAUAAUGUAGCGUCCAUUGCAGCCCAGCAUAAUCUGGCGCAUCGUCGACUGCUCGAACUCGACGAGACGAAACACACGAACCGAGCACAGAUCGAUCAGCAAGUCGUCAACGAGUUUCAAUCGCUUUUUCACGACAUGACCUCGAACCAGAUCAUUGUUUUGUCAACCUACUCUGAACUUCUGACGAACGACAAGAACAAGGCUGCAAAGUUGGUUGAAAUGUGUGUUGCAGCAGCAAAGCAGAUCAAGGGUGGGAUGUGGAACGGCAAGCAACUAUCCAGUACAGUAUUGGAGAGAAUCUCGGUUGAUGGACUGACUGGUGCAGAGUCGGAUGAGGAGAAGCAUCAACAACUCGCAUCCGACAUUCUCACUGUUCACUUUGGGCUUGAAAUGCUGCCCAACCUACUCGCCAGCGGUAAUCUUCAUGCACAGACGGCGACCUCUCAGGCCUACAAUGCUAGUGCUACCGUCAGACACGCUCGACGAUUCGUCGCGCUAUACGAGCUUAUCUCUGGAGACACUGUCGAUAGUUCGCGUGUCUGUAUCAAGAUUCCAACGACCAUCGCCGGGCUGCAAGCUAUGCGCUUCCUCUCUUCUGGCGGCAUUCUGGACGAGAACAACGUUGGUGGACCACUGCUUGAGGGAAAAAUUCAAGUGCUUGCAACGACUGUAUUCGCAGUCGAACAGGGUCUCGCUGCAGCACAAGCGGCGGGGGCGACAUACGUGGCGCCCUACAUCAACGCUCUUGCUGCGCACUUUUUUGAUGCGGAAAAUCCGAGCGCAGAGGACAAGCAAAAAGCCCUAGACGCGGGCGGGCGAUCGAUCUCUGAAAUCAUCUACCCUCUGCAGCGUUGCUUGAGGCGAAUGCGUCAGCAGAACAACAAAAUCAAGACAAAGGUCAUGGCGGCGUCGUUCAUAAAUGCUGAGGAAGCGAUAGAGCUGUGUGGGCUCGAUCAUGUCACGUUGGGCGCAGGAAUCGUGCAAGCGUUGGCAACCACCAAGCUUACGGAUGGGAUUGUAGAGACCAUGCAUCAAGCUAGUGAUAAGAUGCGCAUCGCCGAGGAGAAGGAGCUCGAACGGUAUUGUGCAACCUUAGCGGCUAUCAAGGAUGGUGAAGCACAGGGAUGUGGAGGAUGGCUGAAGCAAGGCCAUCGAUCGCACGCUCGUCUUGAGAUCGUUCUGACACAGGAUGAAAGAUGCCGCUACAUGCUAGCUGAUGCUCUCGCCCGAUUCACAAGCGCUGAAGUGAAAUUACGUCAGCUGUUUGUUGUCUAA
Messenger RNA from Mycosarcoma maydis (corn smut), 1362 nucleotides. RefSeq lists its product as uncharacterized. Lineage: Eukaryota; Fungi; Basidiomycota; Ustilaginomycetes; Ustilaginales. Gene Ontology annotation, cellular component: intracellular anatomical structure. Gene Ontology annotation, biological process: carbohydrate metabolic process; pentose-phosphate shunt, non-oxidative branch. The record is from RefSeq and is a predicted model, not a curated record. The coding region runs from base 1 to 1362 and encodes 453 amino acids. Gene Ontology annotation, molecular function: transaldolase activity. The transcript has a single exon.